Drepanopeziza brunnea f. sp. 'multigermtubi' MB_m1 is the source of this 624-nucleotide messenger RNA. NCBI's taxonomy places the organism in Eukaryota, Fungi, Ascomycota, Leotiomycetes, Helotiales, Drepanopezizaceae. The record is from RefSeq and is a predicted model, not a curated record.
AUGCUAUUCCAAUCACAAUCUCCUUGCUUCCUUUUGCUACUCUUGAGCUUUCUAUUCACUCAAGCUCAAGCUGAUAGAAAAAUUAUCGGUUAUCAAAAGCUUACGCGAGCUAAAGCUUUAGCUGUUAAUAGAAAUAAUAUUCCUUACGACCAACAAAGGGUCGGAGGGAAAAAAAAAUUCAUAGCUGUCUCAAACGAAUCUGGCCUUGGAGGUGCCGCAAAUGAUUGGCCUUGUGUUGUCAAAGCGGAUGCGAACAAGUUCGAUAGAAACCCAAAAAUAUGGGUUCCAGAACGUUAUAACAAUCUACCUCAUGAAGGAAUCCUCCGUCCAUUUACUACGUUGUGGGGAAACGAAUCAGCUCAGUUGACAUACAUCCAGGCUGUAUUUCCAGAGGUUGAACCCUUGGAUGUCGUGCGCUUUACACGAUCCCGAGAUGAUAAUCCACCGAUGGUAGCGAUGCUCUUUCCACCUGUUAUGCUACGAGUGAAUGAGUUGGAUUUCUGGGCCGAGUGCUUUGAAACAAUCGGAGGGCUAUAUUCAGCAUAUCCAAACGACCCCUCGGUUAGUUGGAGGAGUUGGGGUAUUCAGGGAGACCCUGGAGCCCCACUUGACUUUGAGUUUUGA